AUGGCUGCCUCCCAUGACCCUCCAUCCCGAACUCUAGACGCUAACCACGCUUACGACGAGGAAUGGAGGCAAGCUACCGAUCAUGACUGGCCCACACAGCUUAUCUCAAGCACUGAACAUGGCCCUUAUAUAGGCCCUCAAGGCCAUGUCAACAGUAGGCUUCAGGCUGAAACCGAUGAAGCUAUUCUCGAGGGCAUCGUUUCAGGAGGCUCAGGUCAAUCUUCUCCACAAGCCUCCCAACAAGCCUCUCAGCAAGCACCGAUAAAGGUGCUCACUCGACCAGCCUCCUCAGGUAAAGACCCCGCUGCUGGCUUCUCCUUCACCAAAGCCAAGCCAAUUCAACAACUCGACUUCCGAAGACCGAAGCAAACCCCCGUUAUCCUCACUGAGACACGCUCCCAUCAGUCGCCACCCCUACCAGACACCACUCAAGCUGCUCAAAAUGCUGUCAAUGUCGAAGCUCACCGAGGCCUCUCAUCUACGCAUGAUCAUACUUCAGUGCUCCAAGAUCUCUUUUCAGUGCCUUUUCCAAACGCAAUGCCCGCUACCACAGCUCUCGCGUCCGGUCAUAAUCUAGCCGGAACCAACAAUAUACCAGUGCUCCAGGAUCCUUUUCCAGUGCCUUUUCCAAACGCAACACCCACUACAAUAGCCCUCGCUUCCGAUCACAGUCCCGCCGAAACCGUGAAGGUCGUUCAUCAACCACCAUUGAACAUGCACAACCGUUCAGCCAAGACCACUAAGGAUCCUUUGACCUCAGUGGCUGGUACUCCCAAGGUCACCAAAUCCCGCCGGAGAAAGACCACGACAGGCCCAGCUACGGUUGGUCCUCCGCCGCCCAAGAAAACUUAUACAGAGGAUGAUCUUCUAAAGCUACUCAUGUAUCGUCGAAGGCAAGGGCAGCAAGAGCUCGAAGAUUUCAGGGCUACACAACACCAGAAUUGGGCUGAAAUCCAAGAAUUACGAGACAUGAGCACUAAUCUCUCUGGUCAGUUACAGGAGGUCGUACAACGUGAGACUCGGAAGACUGCCGAAUUGUCAAGACUUAAGGCCAACAAGCCGAUCUGGGAAAGCAAGAUUAAGCGGCUGAAUGACUAUGUCAAAGGCCUCACAAAUGAUCACAAGCGGCUUCGAGAGGAUGCGGAUGACUUGCACAAAAAGCAUGAGGAUGUCUUCUUCGCCAGAAAGGAACUACACGAUACGCUGGAGGAUGCCCAGAAGUCAGCAGAGCAGGAGCGCAUCAGAUCCCAACAACUUGGGGACGAGGCCCGUCAUAGAAUCGAGAAUCUUGCCCAGACUGUACAACAUCAAAGUACCCAGCUUCGAGGCGAAAAAAGUUUGCUUAUGGCCGAACGAGAGAGAAGCACCCGACUGGAAGACCAGAUUUCCAAGAUCACUGCCAGUCAUGGGCGAUUAUUGGAAAUCUUCACCAGCCAUCGCGAUACUAUCACCAGCAAAAUCGACGAUCUGUUGCACCAGGCCCAGUCUAUCGUCCCACCCAACAAAGAUUCAGAGUCAGAGUCUCAUGGCCAGGUUGGGCCAAUGCUAGAGCAAUGCUUCAGAAUCUUGCAAAAGCUUCAUAAUGCGGAUACUGUCAAGCCAGAAGACCUCCGAAAGCUCAAUGAUAAUAUGGACAGCUUUGUCGAAGGCAUUGCUCGUUCCGUCGAAGCUUGCGAGGAAAGUUCUAACUCGAUGGAGACAGGACAAAAGCAGCUUGCGCUGGCUGUGCAGGAUCAACUUCGGGCCUUAAGCGGUAACAUCUUUUCUGAACACGCCUUGUCAGAACAAAUCAGCGACCUUCGGGAGGUGAGGGCUACUGUUCGAGAACGGUUACAGGCAACCGAGAGCUCACUUGCGGACGCUCGCCGAGAAGUUAUAGCUCUUCGACUCAAAGACCAAGAGCAGUCGCGAAGGAUUGUGACUUUAGAGACCGUUGCAGCCAGAGGUCACAGCCAACCUACAGAGGCCUCACAAGCUUUACUCCACAUCCAGGAGCUUGACUCUCGAAAUAGAACUCUUCAGAGCGAAAUUGUCAGUUUAAGGAAAGAAGCUGCAGAUCUUUCCAGUCAACUUCAGCAAAGUUCCACAGAUGCUAGAGAAUCGACUGAACUUUUGGCUACUAGCCAAGAACAACUCGAGACUGCGUGCAAAGAAACAACGAAAGUGCGAGAAGAAAAGUUAACGAGCGAGAGCCAAGCUAUGGCUAAGGGGGAGCAAUUGAGAAAAGAGCUAUCAAAGGCAGCGAACAUGCAGAUUGCAAAUAUGCAAAGCGAGCACAUGAACGCUAUCCAGCAGCUGAGAUUGGAGAAGUCCCCGGCCGAAGAGAAGUUGAAGAACGUAACCAGACAAGUCAGUAUGCUGAAAGCGGAGAAAGAGAAAUCAGAAAAGGAGACUGCUCAGUUGCAAGUAUUGCUGAAAGAGGCACGGAGCGAGAAAGAGGCUGUUAUCGGGACAAGGAAGGCUCUCCAGCUUCAUCUGAAGGAAAUCAACGUGCGCACCUCUGAAAAGAAUGACGAAUAUUCGGGCUUGCAGGCCAUGUUGAAUAAGGCGAACGAUCAAGUAAAGGCCAAGGAUCUGGAGAUCAUGGCACUUCAAGUAACGCAGGCUACGAGGCCUAGCUCAUCUAGGAUUGUUGGGCAAAGCCCUUCUAUUCGAGGUACGCAACCGGUUCACAGGAUACAUACUCAGCAUCGAGACUCCCAGCACGCCUCGAUGGGUCAAAGCUCUUCCGUGCGGCCCGCGACUCCCAAAUCCUCUAUGCAUUUCGCGAACCGACCGCCAAUAGUAGAGGACUCACAGCCAUCUGAAAAGUCAGCCUUCGUAAGCCUUGACGAGUUAAUUCUGGAUGACCCUUUUGCCGGCUAUGCUCGAGAAGGGUCUCAAACCAUAGCUGGUGAGGAUAUAUCUCACCUGUUCCCAUCUACUCCUGGAGCCGGUUCCCGUGCCAAAGACCACGAUUACUCCCGGAACUCGGUAUCCCAUACAACGGUAGUAUCUGAGACGCAGCGAAGACAGCAACGAUCGUUCCGCGAAGCUACACCACAUACCGGCUCUGGGACCACGGAUAAGUCUUACUCGCAGCCGCAGGCGCGCACUCAUUCCAAAGCUGGGCGUAAUUACGCGAUGCCCAGAUCUUCAACAGCCGCCUCUCCUACUCAAGUCACCGCUCAUGGUCAUGACACCAAAACUCCAAGCUCGCAUAGAGAAGUGAGCAUCACGCGAGAAUCAACCAAGCCACAGGGCAGCGUUAAAGAUCCUAGACAAGGAAAACGUAGCAUUGUUGCGGCCGGCUUCAACGAUACAAAUUCGCAGGUUCGGCCAAGUAAGGUGCAAAAAGCUGGACCUAAGCAGGCGAAGACCCUUGGACCAAUCAUCGAAGACUCUCAGUCGCCCUUUCUGAAUGGUCGCAGCCGAAAGAUGACAAGGAGAAAAUCAAGCGCUCCGAAAGAUGAUAAGUUUACCCGACGGUUCGCUCAAGCCUAA
This is a messenger RNA of Letharia columbiana, 3483 nucleotides long. RefSeq lists its product as uncharacterized. The record is from RefSeq and is a predicted model, not a curated record. Lineage: Eukaryota; Fungi; Ascomycota; Lecanoromycetes; Lecanorales; Parmeliaceae. The transcript has 4 exons. The coding region runs from base 1 to 3483 and encodes 1160 amino acids.